Messenger RNA from Sinocyclocheilus anshuiensis, 2044 nucleotides. RefSeq names its product syndecan-4-like. The coding region runs from base 199 to 831 and encodes 210 amino acids. NCBI's taxonomy places the organism in Eukaryota, Metazoa, Chordata, Actinopteri, Cypriniformes, Cyprinidae. The transcript is spliced from 4 exons. Gene Ontology annotation, biological process: cell migration. The record is from RefSeq and is a predicted model, not a curated record. Gene Ontology annotation, cellular component: cell surface; membrane.
UGGAUCAAUCAGUACACAGGAAUAUUGCGUACAAACACAGAGGAUAGCAGUAAGAAAUACGCGAUAUAAAUCUCAUUGAAUUGACAUAAAAAAAGGAGUUACAAAACCAGGACCGGUUUAUUUUGAUUUAUAGAAGUGAUUCACUUCGGAAAACUGACAACAACUUUCGGCAUCGGGGCUUUUUAUUUUGAAGAGAAGAUGUUGAAAGUUUACCUCAUGCUGGUUUUGUCUGCGGCUGCUGCUGUUGUUUUCGCUGAAUCGGUACGAGAAACAGAAACAUGGGUACCUCUGAAAAACAAGUUGUCCAAUGAGGAUCUGGAGUCUUCUGGCGACUCUCCGAAUGAAGACUUUGAGUUUGCUAAUUUAAACCCAACUGAUGAUGAGGAUGGCUUUGAUGACUAUGAUGAUGAAGAUGAUGAUGAUUAUGAUAGCUCAGGCUCUGGGUUUUUAGAUGAGCCCACAGAAAGCGAGACUGGUAUCUUCAAUAAUAACCGGAUCCCUGAUGAGGGUCCAUUUGCACCGAAGCCAACUGUCAAUAACGAUAUUCUGGUUAAACAAAAUGAGGUCGGCCGGCAUGGAGAACCAAAGCAAGACGAUGACCAGCCCAGCAAUGUGCUCAUGACGCAUGCUGGAGAAGACAACUUUUUCAACAAUACAGAGGUGCUUGCAGCUGUUAUUGCGGGCGGAGCAGUUGGUCUGGUCUUCGCCAUCCUCCUCAUCGUCCUGCUGGUUCACUUCGUUCUCCGCUUCAAGAAGAAAGACGAAGGAAGUUACGACCUGGGCAAGACGCCCAUCUACAAGAAAGCUCCUACCACAGAAAUCUACGCAUGAGCGUCCCCACCCUCACAUACCUUCUCUCUCUCUCUCUCUUUUGAACUAUAAGCUCACACAGUGCCUCGGCCCGAUGGGCCGCCGCCAACCUCUCACGUACCACAAAAACCACAGAAGGACCUCACACGAAUAAUUCACUCUGACUGGACAUUUGCAUUGAAAUCUUAAAGUGACUCGGAGGGGAUAGCGUCAAAAGAUGUCUUUUUGUUCUCUCACACUUACUGCCUUUUCACCUUGUGGCCCAUUGUGUCCAUAAUUUUUUUUCUAAAUAAAACACUACAGGGUACAGUGGAGCCAUUCACAGGUUAAAGGCUUUGGAUUGACCAUUGAACCAGCCGUAAAGAAAAAGAGUCAAUGUCACAAUCGGUGCUACAGAAGGGAUGGUUACUGUAGCCUUUUACGUUAUCAGAUGUCUUUUGUUUUUAAAUCUGUGUGCUGUAAAACGUUUUAUUUCCUUAGUAAAACAUUCGAGGUGGAACCAAAUUGAGGGCAUGCAGUAUACGUUCGAAACUAAAUUCUGUGAGAGCAAAACCUGAAAAUAAGUGUGCUAUACUAAUGUAUACUCAUUUCAACCAUGGUGUUAUGGUACAUUCCUUAUAUCUGUAUGUCAUUGUUGUGGUGGUUUUGUGUGACGAGAGACUCGAUCCACUACAGUGCUGCUUGACCGUCAGCUAAGCUACUUUAACAGGUACAGAUGUUGUUGAUUGAGAAUCAGUUCACUGCAAACAGACUUUGUACAUCCAGGGAUCUGUAUAUAGCCAUUUGAAUAAAAUGUAAAACUUUGGUACUUAGCCAUUUCUUGACAGCCUUUUAUUUACCAAAUAUUUAAAUGCCAAAAUAAUUUUUUUUUUAUUGUUCUUAUAUCUCAUCCCGGUAUUCGCUUUUGGCGUAAAACCUGUUUGUGAAAUGCAGAUGUUUUGCAUCUGAAUCUUUCAGAAACAUUUAUGGAAAUGUUAUGUUUGAAAACAAUGACCAAUGCUAGUACUAACUUUUUUUCAGUGUUUUUGUAGAUGUUCUUAAUUCCCUUUUUUUUUUUUUUUGGUAUUAAUUUAACUGUCAUAUUUUAUUGCCUGCGUUCAGGUCGGGGGUGUUUGUCCCCAUUCUCAACUGUUGUACAUGUGAUAAUUUUAUUUUUUUUUUUUUUUUGGAUUUUAGAUUUGUUUUAUAUACACUAGUGUGAAAAUUCAAAGGCUGUUAGUCUUUUGACAGAUUU